UUAUCAUAUUAAUAAAAUGAAACUGUGAAAUAAAAAUCAUUUAUUAUUAUUUUUUUAAAUUUUGUUUAGCAUUUAAAAAAAAUCGAAGCAAGAGUUAUUUUACAUUAAUGGAUUUGUAUUUUCGUACAUAAGUUUUUGUUUGGCUUUGUUUGUUGUUGUCUGUGCUAUAAUCUUAACAUGAGAUACACACUGAGUUAUUUCGUCGUGUUGCUAGGAUAUUUGCUUUUGGUGUAUAGUAGAGAUAUCGAUUUUGAAUAUUUAGAUGACGCGAUGCCAAAUUUUAUAGACAAUCAAAACAAUAACAUUUUAAAGAGUUUAAUUACCGAUAAUGACUAUGAUGAUGAUGACGAUGACAAAAGUGAAAGUGAACAUUAUAAUAAUUAUGAACGCUACGGGUAUGGCGACUUUAAAAGAGAUUUGAUUCGUGGCCCGAGUUUCAUACCAACAAUCGACAACGAUAGUGCGGCUUCGGAAUUAAUGAAAGAAGAAAACGACAUUGAAAAUGAAGCAGACGAUGAGCCUAAAAAAAUAUUUGAAAGAAAUACAAAUGGUAAAACCGCAAUCGAAAACACAAGCGAAGUGAGUGGAGAAACAGGCAAAAACAUACCUGAAAAUAUUUUAUCUUCUGACUCUCUUGCUUCGUCAUUUAAGAAAGACAUAUUAGACGAAAAUAAUAAUGUUGCUCAGAACACGACCAAAAAACAUAAAGUUCUUACACAAGCUGAAAAAGCACUCGUGUCUGAAAGUCUCAUUAACUUACUUUAUGAUUGGAAAAAACAUAACACACCUAAAACAGCUAAAAAUAAACGUAUUUACUCAGAAUUUACAUCAGCUAAUGAUUUAGAAAAUACAUAUACACCCGAAAAAUUAGAGACGAUAACAACUAACAUAUAUGCUUCUCCUCUUGUAGAUCAACAAAAUAAACCGGAAGACGAAACAAGUGCAUCUACAGAAAGUGCAUCAACGAUUCAUUCUGGAGUUGAAGAUGAAAAUACUUUUAAAAAAAAUAAAGAUUAUGCUAAUUUAAAUGAAGAGAUUUUGCCAUCUUCUCAAGAAAACACAGCUAAUGCAGUAAGUCAAGAAAAAGAAAGAUUUAAUGUGCUUGUUAAUGUAAAUAUAAAUGAAAGAGCAGCUCGAAGAUCGGACGUAGACAAGUAUUCUCAAAUAAGUGUUUCAGGUUCUCGAAGGUCAAAUGUUGAUCAUACUAACAAAUCUUUUCCUUUGCAAUAUUCUAGUUCUGGAAAUGAUCUAUUGCCUAUUCGAACCACGAACUUUCAAGAUAAAAGUCAUGGGACAAAAACUGCACACAAAGUUUUCGGUGAGCUUAAAAAAAUAACCAAAAGCAUAAAGACAAAAACUGAAGAUGAAGAGGACUCGGUAAGUGGUCUCGAUAACUCAGGUUUUUCUGGUGAAAUGCCAAACAAAACAUUAUCAAAUUCUGCAGAAAUUAAAACUGUUAAAUCAAGCGUUAAAAAAGUAAUACCAAAGAAAGAAUUGGAAGAAGAAGCAGACGAAGAAGAAAAAGAUGCUAGCAAAGAUGAAGCCGAUAAUUAUUCUGGUUCUGGUGAAAAAGAAGUAGAUGAUGAUGUAGUUAAAAAAUUAUCACAUUUUAAGAAGACAAAGGUUAUUGGAGGAAAAACUCCACAGAAAGUCAAAUCUACUCACAAAGUGGAUGGUAUUUCAAACCAACCUAUUAAACCUUUGUAUAAAAAAAAAGAUAGUUCAAAACAUGCAUCUGAUGAGGAAAAAGAAUCUUUAAAAGGAGAAACAACAACUGAUACAGUAAUUGCAAACAAAGUUGCUGCAGAUCGCGAAUCAAAAGAUAAUAAUUUGGAGCAGAAUGAUGUAAAGACAAGCAAAAAGAAGACUAAAGAAGAUUUCAAUGAUCUCAACAAAUUAAACACAGCAUCAUCAGGAGAGAUAAAAGAAGUUGUUGAUGAUGUUAAAUUUGCAAAAGCAAACAUUUCUGAGGCGGAAGACGUGCGAAUUGAACAGGUUAAAUCCCCUGCUCCUCUAAAAGCAAUCCCACUAGAAGCUGCAAUAGGAGCAAAUCAACCAGCUGCAAAAAUGCCAUCUGAAGUAAAAGAGGAAUCUGAAAAUGAAGAAAUUAUGUUUACAAAAAAAGAAAGAGAAGAGGAACUAAAAAAGUUAGAAAAAAAUACUGAAAAACUGAAAUCUUUGGAGAAAAAAAAGCCCGAGUCAGAAAAAAUAGAAAUGAAGAAAACGGAGCCAGACGAUAAAUACGAGACUUUAGCCGAAGUCAGAGAAAAGUUUAAGAAGUGGGAAAAUAAAAUAGAAAAUAAAAACAUUGAAAUUGCAGAAAAUCCGGAUGAGAUUGAAAAAGAAAAGCCAGAAAAGGUUGCUGGUAAAGCAGAAAACUUUGAAUUAGUUACUCAGGACAAGAGUCCAGAUGCAGAAACAAUUAAAGCAGCUGAAAAUGAGGCAAAGAAAAAUGUUGAAGAGAUAUCAAAUGUUAAAACAAAAGACAAAAGUGAAUUGGUUGCUACUGAUCUUAAAAAUGAAAUUAAAAAUUCAGUGAAAGAAAUACCUAAGACUGUAAGCCCCUCUGUAACUGUAAAUAAAAAUGUUUCACAACAGAAAAAUGAGAUUGUCGAGAACAAAGACAUUGAAUCCCAAACAGUAAUACCAAUUGGAGAGAGUAUUUUAAAAAUUGUACCAGACCAGGUUGUUGCUAAAACUAAUUCAGUUGUACCAAUAGUCCAGUCAUACCAAUCUUGGAAAGACGAGAAAAAAGUUAUUCUUAAGAAACUUAGAAACCCUUUUUCAGAAGAAAACAAAAAUGUACACAAACUAGAAGAGGACGAUGAUAAUGUGGAAGACGACGACGAAAAAGAACAGAAAAUAAAAAAUAUGGUUGAAGCAGACCAAGUGCCCAAAAUUAGUAAAAAGGAAAGGGCAAGAUUUUUGGCUGGUAUAAAUCGGCUCAAAGAAAAAGAACUGCUUAAAAAACAGAACCAGAAAAACGAAGAAAACAAUAAUAAUAACAACUCGGAUAAAGUUAUCAGUACAAGCGUAAUUGAAAAUGAAUCGAACCACAGCGCACAUGAAGCUGGACCUAUAGAAAAAGUUGGCACCAUCCAAGAUAAAGAUAGUCUUAAAAAACUGAUUGCUAGUCAAGUUGCUGACGACCUUAAAAACGACACAGCAUCUGUUAUGAACAUAAAAGCAAAUUCUCAAAGUCUGAAACAACUUCAACACUUUAAAAAUCAAAUUCUUUCAGAAGUUGAAAAAAUAAAUCGCUUAGAAGCGGAGUAUGGCGUAGAAGAUCACAGUACAAGAGAUCUUGAUGAAGCAAAAGAUGUACUCAAAAAGGAUUUAAAAGUAGUCAAAGAACUUGAAAAAACCCUAUUGAAAAAAACAAAAGCUAAAGAAAUUCCAAAGGUAAAAUCUUUUUCAAAAAAUCCUGAUAUUCAUCAAGAAAUAUAUUAUCAACCUACCUCUGUCAUGGAAGCGCAACAACUUCAGGCUGCUGCCAUAAAAGAGCAAGAAAAAGCUUCUGUUGCAAAAGAACAAGAAAAAGCGCAUGAUAAGCAAACUGCUUUGGAAUUAAAGCAAAAAGUUGAAACGGAUGAGUUUAAAUCAUCAACGAAAGAAGUUUUAGAAGAGGAAGAAGAUGCAGAAGUUAUUCCUGAAGCAAAAUUAGGAUUUGAACUGUCUAACGAAGAUGAAGAAGAAAAGGAAGACGAUGAUAAAAGUUUUGAAGAUAAAAAUGAAAGCAAAAAGAACCGAAAAAAUCGUAAAAAAAAACAUAGUAAAUCUCAGUCUAAAAAAAAAACUAAUAAAAGCUUGAAAAAUCACCAUCAUCAUCAUCCUCUUGCUGAGCUUCAUAGUUUGUUAAAAGCCGAAAUUCGACGACUACGACUGCCAAAUAGAGGGCGUAAUGAUCCUCAACUAUCUAACAUCCGUCAGUUAGUCCAACAAAGAUUAAAGUCAAUGCUGGAAAACGGUGAUCUAGACAAAGCAGCGGUGCAUAAUUUGACACCGGAUAUAAAGGAGUUAGGAAUGCUUCUAAAAAAAAGAAUACAAAGUGAGAAGAAGAGAAAAAUGCAUAAAAAUAAGAAAAAUAAAAAAAAGAAAACAUCAACAUAUUUUUUGAAAGAAUCAGAAAUGAAAGCGCAUAAAAAUUUUAACAAGAUGAGAAAACCUAGUACUGAGGAAAAUGUUCUUAAUAAAGAAAUAAGUUCGCUUCAAAAUAAUAUUGCAGCUAUAAAUAAACCUGCAAAUAUCCAUGAAAUGGCUAAUUUACACCACACAACAUCUUCUGUUCCGUCAUUGACAGUACAUCUAGCGCAUAAUACUACCAUAUCCAGCCAAAGUAAUCAAAUGAAAAACUUGCUGACAACAUUAAAUAGAAAACUUGGUGAAAUAUAUGCUAAAGCCAGUGGAGUGCGCCCUAAUCCACCUCACACAGUACAGGCUUACUCAGUGGCUCAACCGCAUGCUCUUCCUAUUUCUUCACCAAAACAUUUAGGAAGUCAGCACCUAAAUACUAAUAACUAUACUAUAACAAGUUUUCAAAAACCUUCCUACAAAGAACCUCUACCAAAACCUAUUGUUAUACCUACUACGUUUGUUCAGACACCAAUCGAUAACCUUGCACAAAGUCUAACGCACAAUUCACAUUACAACCAUCCAGCAAUAAAAGGUCAUAUUUAUCCCCAACAAGCUGAGCUUCCUCCUGCGUUACCUCAAGAGCCAGACUUUGAUGAAACAGAUUUUAAUCCACAAAGACCUUUAGCGGACAACGAACCAGUGGAUACUUUGGUGGAAAACCUUGAGAGAGAUAUUACUGAAGUAUGGUCUUACAGAAACAUGUUUCCUGAUGCAGAGGCACUUGGGCUUGAUAAUGACAAAGUUCAUAAUACUUACGCAAAUCUUGGCUCUUUGUCUGGUCUAAAUUUACGACGAGCGUUAAAUCGUGCACUUCGUGGUGAAGAUGUCGGUCUUGCAGUUGUUGGGGGGUCAAUAUCAAAAGGAGGUCCUUUUAGUGAAAAAGGUCUUGAUUUUGUUUUAAGAUCCUACUUUUAUGCAAUUGAAGACUAUUGGAACAAAAUUAUUAGGCCAGUAACUGGUUCUUCAAUGAUAAUACGCGAUGUUUCUAUUGGUGGAAUUGCCACAGAUUACUAUUCUUAUUGUUUACACAACCACCUUCCAAAUGAUAAGUUAACAAAUAUUGUUUUAUGGGAAUUAUCAGCAAAUGACAUGCGCAGAUAUGACGAUAAUCAAAGACCUAAGCCACAACCUUUAGAGCAGUUUACUAGAAACGUUUUGUCGUACAGAGCAAAACCAGCUCUGGUGUUUUUAAACUUUUUCGCUUUGUUUGAGUGGGAUCCGGAUCUUUCAGCACAUUGUCGAAACUUUGAAGAUGAGGGUGAAGACGAUAUUGCUAAGUAUUACAAAAUUACUUCGUUAAGUUGGAGAAAUAUGGUGUGUCCGUUAUUGGCAAGUGGAACUAAUCCUUUAUUUACAAAAAGCAAGCUUUUUGCAGAAGACAAUUUUCACCCAAGUAUUUUGGCGCACGCCCAAAUGUCUUAUAUUGUUAUCGACUAUAUUCGAACAGAGUUCUUAAAAAAUUUAGUCAAAAUGAGGAAUACAAAUAUUGCAGAUGCUGUUACAAGACUUCAAAUACCACGAACAAUUUAUAUUCCAAGACCAAUAUUUCCUCAAACUUAUACGUGGAAACCUCUUUGUCAUACUUAUAUGUUAGUAGACAAUAGGUCUCCAAACAACACGUUACCUCUUGAUGAAGAAAAUGACGGAAGCUUUCGUUAUUCAAUUGUUCGUGAGUUCAAAAUACGUUCUGAUAAAAUUGUUGGAAUGGAUACUCAACAAAAAGAUCAGUAUAUUAGAUACAAAAUUCACAUUCCACGCCAUUCAGAUGGUUCAAUGAUACCAUAUAAACGUUUAGGAAUAAUGUCUUUUACAGAUGAUCGUUCUGCAUUUGCUCAGUUUGAUGGGGAACCCCCUAAGGAAUUACAAACAAAGAAAAAAUUUUUAGAAGGAACUGUAAUUAAAUAUCUUGCAGAAAACGUUGUUCCGGGCGAACAUUUAAUGACAAUACGUUCUGGAAAUAAUGGAUUUCUAAUAUGUGCAAUUGUACUAGGUUAAGAAAAAGCCCAUACGUUUUUGAAGAUAUGAAAAGUUCAUAAUAAAUGUAAAAAUUAAAAACUGAAUAUUGAACCAAAAAUUAUCAAAUAGACUUCCUAAUAAUACGAUCUUUCUUAAUUUUCUGUUUAAUAAUUGGAAAAAUACGUGUGACGUGAUACGUAACACGUAUCAUUGCUAUGAUCGUAUACGAUUGCAAAAGGAGAGUCCAAACCAUAAUAAUCAAUUUUGAACAUAUCAAAAAGUAUUUUUUAUACGUUAUUAGUGAGCGAUAAUUAACGAUUUAGUGAGAUAAACGCGAAUAAUACUCACUAGCUUCUAGCUUGUUUGCAGAGAUUAGCAACUUAGAGGGGCGUUUUCUGUUUAAAAAAUUUUUCACUUGGCUAAUUCACAAACAUUAAAAAUAUUUUUUUCAGACCACACACAUGAUGAGAAAUAACGUAUUUUUUUAGGUCCACCAUAUUUUCAUCUGAAAUAUACGCAAAACCUUUUCAAGGUAAUAUAUAGCCUUUCUGUACUUAUAUAUAAACCUUACACUA
Molecule: messenger RNA, 6665 nt
Organism: Hydra vulgaris (swiftwater hydra)
Lineage: Eukaryota; Metazoa; Cnidaria; Hydrozoa; Anthoathecata; Hydridae
Product: kinesin-related protein 4
Source: RefSeq, a predicted model, not a curated record